Messenger RNA from Drosophila elegans, 1119 nucleotides. RefSeq lists its product as uncharacterized. The transcript is spliced from 3 exons. The record is from RefSeq and is a predicted model, not a curated record. Lineage: Eukaryota; Metazoa; Arthropoda; Insecta; Diptera; Drosophilidae. Bases 1 to 507 code for a protein of 168 amino acids.
AUGUGUUUACUCAGUUUAGUUUAUAUGGAAAAUUGCUUGGAAGUUAUUAAAAUGUGCAGAUGUCCAAGCCACCAGAACAGUUGCUUCCUUGUGGCAGGUUUGGCGAUUAUGACAGCACUUAUAGAUCUGGGAUACAAAUACUACCAGUUAGCCACAUUGAAACUGAAUGUUUGGAUAGUGGCAUCAGCUGUCAACUGGAUAUUGGUGAUAAUUGCCGCUGUUAUACUGAUUGUAGGCGCAAAAAAGAAAAACAUCAGUCUUUUGCUGAUUUGGGUAAUAAGUUCAAUUGUGCUCGGAGUUUCUCAGGUUCUUAUAAAGAUUGUAAUAUUUUUGUGCUUUUUUUAUGACAACGUCCCUCCGAUGAGCCGUAUUGUGAGAAGUAGUUUCCUUAUCUUCGAUAUAUGUCAGUCAACCCAAAAUAUUAUUUAUCGCUGCAAUCUAAUGAAGCUUUUGCUUUUCAGUAUUGUUCUCUCUUUUCGCCUACUACCCCUAUGCAUAUAUCCAUGAGCUGAAGGAGCAAGACGAACAAAAUCAAUAAGGCCAUCCAUUUGCUUGUACUAAAAGAAAAACCUUAUAUUUUUUGUAAGAUCAUUGAAGUUGAACUCGGAUUAACAUGUAUAAACUUUACUUGAAGUACUAUAGUGUACGCUCAAAGGUUUUUAUCGGGUCGAAUGUGUAAUUGCUGUUUACAUUAUUCUGGUGUGGACUCUGGAAAGUUUAAUGUGCGUCUUAGUGGCUUGAUAACCAAAUAAUUCUGGAGAAGCUGUUCCGUGCAGCCGAUCUGUGGCAGAUCCAUUGUCUUGAAAGGCUCCAUUCGCGGAACGUUGAUAAAUUUUGAUAAGUUUUCUACUUGUUUUGCUCCGGAUAUUUGGUCACCGAGUGCAGCGUAAAUGCCUUGAGAGUCUUGAGGCCUUUAAAUCAAGUUCCGCUGUGUGAGACGAUUUAGAACGUGGAAACUGUAAACUACCAGACACGGCUUUUGAAAUAGUUUAGAAAAAUAAGUUGUUGCGGCUAAUUUUGAAGCACUAGCUUUUUUUAAAGGAAUUGAAUGUUAAAUUUUACUUAACAAGAAACUGUUUAGACAGAAAUAUCCAAACGAACUUCGAAUAAUUUUAGAUU